GCAUUUUUUAUGUCAAGUAUAAGUUGCAAGCAUAAUAAAUUAAUAUGCCUUUGCAUUAGAAUGUAAACUUAUUUCAUAGAAAGAAUAAUAAAUAAAAAGUUGUUUAUUGAAUUAAUAUUUUCUUUAUUUUUCAUUGGUUUAAUGUAAAGAAUUUUCUUAUUUAAUUUGCUUAAAAUUUGUUUAACUAAAAAAAAAACUUAAACUAAAUAGCUGUGUUUAAAUCGAAAUGUUUAAAUCGAAUCUUACUGCUUUGGAGCACGUUACUCCCUCAAAAUUUGAUUGCAAUGAUAGGAAGGAGUUUGCUGCAAUGGUUUUGUGGUUAGAAGAUAUGAAAAUACGUAAUCUACGAAUUGAAAACCGUGAAGCCUUAAGAAAAAUAGACAAUCUACAGCAGUGGGAAAAGGAAUACACAAAGUAUAAAGCAAAUUUGGGUAUGCCAGUUUUUAACAAACCUGCUGAAGAAAUGGCUUGGCUACUUAGCCACGCUGUUCGUUUGGAAUAUUUGGAUUGUCCUGCUCGAUACAAAGACAUCACCUCUGUUAAUGUAGAAAACAAACGAAAAAGCUCUAACACAAAUGUUCCAAAUAUGAAGUCUAAAAACGUAUUUGAUAAUAUGGAUUAUUCACAUCCGGAUUUCGAACAAGGGGUGAGAACACUAGCUAGUCAGCUUGGAUUUGUAAACUAUUUAAGUCAUGAAGUUUUAUUAGAAGCCGCAGCUAUUUUUAUAAACAAAAAUAAAGACAUCCUUGCUGGAAAACGUACCCAAGUUACUGGUUCACCUUUAUCGUUUGAAGAGAAAUAUAUUGUGUCUAAGGAUCGUCGUCUUGACUUAGCUGUAAGAAUCAUGAGAUUCAACCAAAUUUAUAAAUUGAGAGACUUGCAAACUAAAAUCAAUGAGGCUAUAGUGGCCGUUCAAAACGUUACAGCAGAUCCAAAAACUGAUACUAAAUUGGGAAAAGUUGGCUUUUGAAAAAAUCUUUUUGGAAUUAAUAAGAAUCAAGUUUUAUUAAAAUACUUGUAUAAUACAUGUGUCUACACCAAUAAAAGCAAAAUACUUGUCAUGUGAAAAAAAGUAAAAAUUACCAUAUCUUUUUUUCUAUAAUUACUUAAUAAAUAUUACAAUAUUAUGC
Molecule: messenger RNA, 1130 nt
Organism: Condylostylus longicornis
Lineage: Eukaryota; Metazoa; Arthropoda; Insecta; Diptera; Dolichopodidae
Product: RNA transcription, translation and transport factor protein
Exons: 3
Coding region: 227-970 (247 amino acids)
Biological process (GO): tRNA splicing, via endonucleolytic cleavage and ligation
Cellular component (GO): tRNA-splicing ligase complex
Molecular function (GO): RNA binding
Source: RefSeq, a predicted model, not a curated record